GUUGUUUGGUGUGACGGGGAAUUGCGCAGCAUGCAGUAAACUGAUCCCCGCCUUCGAGAUGGUCAUGAAGGCGAAAGACAAUGUCUACCACCUGGACUGCUUCGCCUGUCAGCUGUGUAAUCAGAGGUUUUGUGUGGGGGACAAGUUUUUUCUGAAGAACAAUAUGAUUCUGUGCCAGACGGACUAUGAGGAGGGUCUGAUGAAGGAGGGCUACGUGGGGCAGGUGCGCUGAGAGGCCGGAUGGUGUAUAUAGCGACUGGGACUUCUUGUAGGGGAUGACCCCAUAACCCUCCGGACCCCGUACAGACUACGGAUCACAAUUAUCAUUUCCGGAGCCCCUCCCCCUUUCCUUUUGCUUGCGCCGGUUUGGUGGCUUUUGCUCGGCAUGAGACUGUACAUAAUGUAUUGUACGACACAAAGGGAAUACAGUUUUAUUGUGUUACCAUUUGUGUUGCUGUCGCUUCCUUUGUAAUUGUUGCAUUUAGUACAAUCAGUGUUUACAUGAUGGAUAUUUCUGCUUUCUGUAUCCGGCGGCCAUUUUACACGAGCUGGAACUUUCUAUAGUGAAGAAUUAAAGAGCAGAACCUGUUGAUAUAUAAAUAA
Hyla sarda is the source of this 603-nucleotide messenger RNA. RefSeq names its product LIM domain only 3 (gene LMO3). The record is from RefSeq and is a predicted model, not a curated record. Gene Ontology annotation, biological process: positive regulation of transcription by RNA polymerase II. Gene Ontology annotation, cellular component: nucleus. Gene Ontology annotation, molecular function: DNA-binding transcription factor binding; transcription coactivator activity. Lineage: Eukaryota; Metazoa; Chordata; Amphibia; Anura; Hylidae.